Molecule: messenger RNA, 3106 nt
Organism: Pseudopodoces humilis (Tibetan ground-tit)
Lineage: Eukaryota; Metazoa; Chordata; Aves; Passeriformes; Paridae
Gene: ENTPD4
Product: ectonucleoside triphosphate diphosphohydrolase 4
Biological process (GO): UDP catabolic process; CTP metabolic process
Cellular component (GO): membrane; Golgi apparatus
Molecular function (GO): UDP phosphatase activity; GDP phosphatase activity; ribonucleoside triphosphate phosphatase activity
Source: RefSeq, a predicted model, not a curated record
CGUUCCGCUCGGUGUCCCUGCCCCGUCCUUGCCUCAUCCCGAUCCCUCAUCCCGGUCCCUCAUCCCGAUCCCUCAUCCUGUUCAUUCAUCCCGAUCCCUGAUCCCGACCUCUCAUCCCGAUCCCGAUCCCUGAUCCUGUUCCCCGUCCCUCUCUCCCGAUCCCUGAUCUCGUUGUUCCCGGUCCCGCCCUGGCACCGGCUCCGCUCCCUCGGGCUCCUCCGGCGGGAUCUUCCCUCCGGCCGGGCCGGGAAGGAGGGACAGCCCCGGGCUGUGUCCCUGAGGCGGAAUUCCAGCUUUUCCUUAUUUCUUUUGGGAUUUUGCUGGCGUUUGAUCGUGGCAGGGGUCUCAGAAUCCCGGGAUGCUUUGGGUGGGAAGGAGCUUAAAUCCCAUCCGCUUCCAACCCCAGUGCCUCCCCUGUCCCGGGCUGCUCCAGCCCGGCCUCGGGCACUUCCAGAGAUCCGGGAGCAGCCACGGCUUCCCUGGGAAUUCCCCCCAGCCCCUCUCCACCCUGCACGAGGAGCAGAGCAGGGAUGGCUCCGGGAAGUUCGGAUGUUCCCGGUGCCUCUGAGGUCACUGGCUGAGGCUCCAGCGGCUCCUCCUGCUGCCCCCAUCCCAAAAUGGGCAGGAUCAGCAUCUCCUGCCCGCUCCCGGGCUGCUGGCACUGCGGCCUCUGCCCCGCGGGUGCCCCACGGCUCCUGAGCGCGCCUGGCCGGCGGCGGCUGCUGCUGCUGGGGGCCGGGGCUGCGACCGGAGUGCUGCUGCUCUGUGGGCUCCUGCUGCUGCUGCUGCGGGACCAGCCCCGCCACGGGACAGAGCGCAGAUUCCUGGCCAGGGUGACGGAUACGGAAGCCACGGACACUGGGAAUCCCAACCUGAACUACGGGAUUGUGGUGGAUUGCGGCAGUAGCGGCUCCCGUGUGUUUGUGUACUGCUGGCCCCGGCAUAACGGCAACCCCAAGGACCUGCUGGACAUCCAGCAGAUGAGGGACAGCUCCAGGAAACCCGUGGUGAUGAAAAUCAAACCAGGAAUUUCAGAGUUUGCCAGCUCUCCCGCCGAGGUCAGUGAUUACAUCUCGCCCCUGCUGAGCUUCGCUGCCGCACACGUCCCGCGCUCCAAGCACAAGGAGACUCCUCUCUACAUCCUGUGCACGGCGGGAAUGCGCAUCCUGCCCGAGAGCCAGCAGAAAGCCAUCCUGGAGGAUCUGCUCACAGACAUCCCCACACGCUUUGAUUUCCUCUUCUCUGACUCCCAUGCUGAGGUGAUAUCUGGGAAGCAGGAGGGAGUCUAUGCAUGGAUUGGGAUCAACUUUGUCCUUGGAAGAUUCGAGCACACGGAUGAUGAGGCCGAGGCGGUGGUGGAGGUGCAGAUCCCGGGAAGCGAGCACCGCGAUCCCAUUUUCCGGAAGAGAACCGUGGGAAUCCUGGACAUGGGCGGGGUCUCCACGCAGAUCGCCUACGAGGUGCCCCCGAGUGAGGAGGUGGCCAAGGGUUUGCUGGCGGAAUUUAAUUUGGGAUGCGACGCCCACCAGACGGAGCAUGUGUACCGCGUCUACGUGGCCACAUUCCUGGGAUUUGGUGGGAAUGCAGCCCGCAGGAGAUACGAGGAGAGCCUCUUCUCCGGCAGCCUCCUGGGGAACAGCCCGCAGUUCCCGCUGCCGGAUCCGUGCCUGCCGCGGGACGCGCUGGAUGAGCUGCGGCUGCACGGGCGGACACUGCACCUGCGUGGCUCCGGGGACUUUGGGCGCUGCCGGGAGCUGCUGCAGCCACUGCUGAACCGCAGCCAGGACAGCCGGGGCUCCCUGAACGGCGUCUUCCAGCCGCCCGUGCACUUCCAGAGCAGCGAGUUCUACGGAUUCUCCGAGUUCUACUACUGCACCGAGGACGUGCUGAGGAUGGGCGGCGACUACAGCGCCGCCAAGUUCGCCAGGGCUGCCCAGGAUUACUGUGCCACCAGCUGGUCAGUGCUGCGGGAGCGCUUCCAGCGUGGGCUCUACGCGCCGCACGCAGAUCUGCACCGCCUCAAGUUCCAGUGCUUUAAGUCCGCCUGGAUGUUCGAGGUUUUCCACCGGGGCUUUUCCUUCCCGGAGAGCUAUGGGCGGCUGCGCACGGCGCUGCAGGUCUACGACAAGGAGGUGCAGUGGACGCUGGGGGCCAUCCUGUACCGCACCCGCUUCCUGCCCCUCAGGGACAUCCAGCAGGAAAAUUUCCGUGGGAUUCACUCACGCUGGAGGAGCUUUUCCUUCGUGUACAACCACUACCUAUUCCUGGCCUGCUUCCUGGUGGUGCUGCUCUCCAUCCUGCUCUACCUGCUCCGGCUGCGCCGCAUCCAUCGCUGCCGGCUCCACAGCGGCGCCUCCCCGGCCCUCUGGAUCCAGGAGGGGCUCCCCGCCCCGAAAAUCCCGGGAUAACAUUCCGGGAUGGACGAUUCAUCCACACACACACGCAAAAAAAAGCCAUUUUUGCCUCAGGGUUCCUCCUUUUUUUGCCCCUUGGAGAAGUGGAGCUGGGAAUUCCAGGCAGGCUUGGGAAUUCCAGGGAAAUGGGGUGGCGAGGGAAAAAUGCCAAAAAAUGACUUUGUUGGGAAUGUUGCACUUUGGGGCAUGCGGGAGAGUUCCCACCCUUGGGAGAGGCUGAAAUCCCAGGAUGAACUUGGAUUUUCCUGCCGGAUUCCAGCGUUGCCAUCCCUGCUCUCACUUUGGAGUCUCAAGGAACAAGAAGUUCCAAAAACAAGGAAAAAAAAAACUCUUUUAGGACAUUUUCUGUGAUUUUUCCCUUCUGGAAUCACUCGUGGGAUGGAGAAGGAAAAUCCCUCGCAUCCAAUGCUGUGCUUCCAUAAAAAAACUGCUUCCAUCCCUUCCGCGCCCUCCUUUUUCCUUGGAAGCUUCACCCUCCCAGUGGGACCGGUCGCUGCUUUCAAUCCCUAAUUUCUGUUCCAUAAUCAUGAAGAGACCUCCCAGAAACUCCGGGAAUGUGAAGAGAUCUGGAAAAGCGGAGCAGAAUGUGCACAGGGUCUUGCCGAGUCCUCUGGUAAUUUAUAUUUUAUUUAAAACCUUUGAUUUUACUUGAAAGUCAAUUUGUCCAUGAUUAAAAGUGGGAUUUCUAUGAA